Messenger RNA from Hordeum vulgare subsp. vulgare (domesticated barley), 1163 nucleotides. RefSeq lists its product as uncharacterized. NCBI's taxonomy places the organism in Eukaryota, Viridiplantae, Streptophyta, Magnoliopsida, Poales, Poaceae. The record is from RefSeq and is a predicted model, not a curated record. The transcript is spliced from 2 exons. Bases 252 to 692 code for a protein of 146 amino acids.
ACCCACACACCACUCAUCACUCACCUCACAACACACCAGCGCCAAGUACAUCCAUUGGCCACCCACCCACCCACACACGACCUCCACCACCACUCCCCGAGCAGCUAGCAGAAGAGUCCGAGCGAGCGACCAGCUGCCACCGCUCCUCCCCUAGAGUGCACUCAGGCGAGCUAGUCUGCCUGCGGCGGCCUGCCGGUGCGCACCCGGGGAAGGGGGAGCUUGCCGGCCAGGGGGGGUCGUGAGGACAAUGCAUGGCAUUUGUUAACAUGUACAACCCGGAGCACCACCAGUCGUCCUUCAUGGCGCCGCGGAUGUCCUUCUCCAGCGACUUCGCGCUGGAGCCGCCGCCCGCGUCGGCGCUGUCGGCGCGCGGGCCCGGGGACGCCGACUUCGAGUUCUCCGUCGGCAGCCGCCCCAUGAUGGCCGCCGACGAGCUCUUCUCCAAGGGCCGACUCCUGCCGCUCCGGGAGGCCCCGCACGGCCAGGCGGGCCGGCCGACGACGCUGCGCGAGGAGCUGCGCACCGACGACCGCCACGGGCGCGCGCCCCGCGCGCCCAACAUCCGGUGGAAGGAGCUGCUCGGCUUCAAGAAGGCGAACAAGAAGGCCGCCGCCGCCGAUGCUGGCGCCGGCACGUCGUCGGCCGAGGCCCACACGGAUCUUGGAGGGCAAGGAGGCACGAGAGAUCAGUGAAGCGGCAGCCAAGAUUCAUUUACCAAGCGAAAUGGGGACAUGCAUGAUUAGGCAACUAGUCUGUGUGAUUGGGUGGUGAUUUGCCUUUCAGCUUGAAGCACGUCCAUCAUGCAUCCACUCGUUGAAGAUCAGCUAGCAGCCCAAUAUAUAUCGAUGAGCGCUUCAUUGGAGGAGCAAGCAAAUUGAACGGGAGGCCAUGCAUGCAUUCAUGCAUCAAUGUGCAUUUCAUUUUACCGCCUGCUUGUUACCCUUUUUAAUGUUCUUCUUCUUAUUAUUAUUUUGGUGUAGUAAAAGGGGAUUUUUGCUCUUCAGCUGUUGGUGUGGUCGCCUGCGGGUGGAUGCAUGGCUGCAUCGCAAUCGCAUGUAGUAGUGGUCAAAGUAGUAACUCCUCUCUAGUCUAGUCUAGUGUAGCUGCGGCUCUGAAUGUUUUGUAUCGGAAGGGGCCAGUUAAAUGCAGCGGUGGUGGUAGUA